Tetrahymena thermophila SB210 is the source of this 570-nucleotide messenger RNA. RefSeq lists its product as hypothetical. The transcript has 2 exons. NCBI's taxonomy places the organism in Eukaryota, Ciliophora, Oligohymenophorea, Hymenostomatida, Tetrahymenidae. The record is from RefSeq and is a predicted model, not a curated record.
AUGAAGAAAUUAAACAUGAUUAUUAUAAAUCUUGAGUGGUUGAUGGGGAAAUCAAAUCUUCAUCACGAAAACUCUACUUUAGGAUUCGGUAUGUCGUCGUUGUCUGUUUUUCUAAAGAGUUGUCUGAUAUAUCAUAAUCAUAGCUCAGUCUUUAAUAAUCUCCAAUUUUUAAUGGAAAUUUUAGUUAGAUAGUUUGUGUUUGGGUGGGUUGAAAAAGUAGUUGCGUAAGCAAGUGGGUCAAGUUACUAAGCAAAGAGUUACUAAGAAUAUUGCUAAGGGUAAAAUGCUUUUAAAAAAGAAAAUGCUAGUGAGACUAGCUAUGAAAUGGGUGAUUAUUAGAAGGAUGAUAAAUCAACUCCACUUCAAAUUUUUAUUUUCUUUUUGAAUUUUCAAAUUUAGUUUCUCAUAGAGUUAUUUUAUAGUUAUGAUGAGAGCAAGCGAAUGUAGUUUUUCUAAAUGAUAAGUUCGCUGCUUUGUAUUUAGAGAAGCUAUUCUCUGAUUAAAUUGAUUUCUAAUGAGGAAAUUGUUUUAACCAUAAAAAGCUCUUUCUUUUGUAUAGGAUGUAAUUGA